Carassius carassius (crucian carp) is the source of this 3418-nucleotide messenger RNA. RefSeq names its product zinc finger protein 595-like. Lineage: Eukaryota; Metazoa; Chordata; Actinopteri; Cypriniformes; Cyprinidae. The coding region runs from base 220 to 3234 and encodes 1004 amino acids. Gene Ontology annotation, cellular component: nucleus. The record is from RefSeq and is a predicted model, not a curated record. The transcript is spliced from 3 exons. Gene Ontology annotation, molecular function: DNA-binding transcription factor activity, RNA polymerase II-specific; RNA polymerase II transcription regulatory region sequence-specific DNA binding. Gene Ontology annotation, biological process: regulation of transcription by RNA polymerase II.
GGCUGAUUGGCCGUUCACCGAUGAGGAACCUUUCGCCACGCCCAUUUCUCCAACCUGCAGCAGUUGUCCCUAAAACAAGAAGAAAAAGUAGUCAUGGCUAGCCCAAUCACACAGCUGUGAGUAUUCUGAGAUCUGCUCCAACCACACAGGAAUUCACCUACAGUUCAGCUCCUCCCACAACUGUUUAUGAAAGAGUUUAUAUGAAAGAAAGUCGAAAACAUGACUGAUCCAGAGCCCUGCGGAAUAAAACGGGAAGAUACUGAACAACAAAUAGACCCGAUUGAAGAACUUAUCGAAGAAGGGGAGAACCAUCAUGUCAAAACUGAAGAAACAUCCUGCAGAGACAAUAUAUGUUUCACUUGGCCUCAAAGCGGAAAGAGUCUCUCAUGCAAGCAAAAUCUUGAUAUUCGCAUAAAAUGUCAUCUUGAAGGAAAGCUGUAUGCGUGUGAUCAGUGUGAAAAGACUUUCACAAUAAAAGGAAACCUUACGAAACACAUGAAUAUCCACACUGGGGAGAAGCCGUUCACAUGUGAUCAAUGUGGGAAGAGCUUCAGACUAAACGUAAUCCUUAAAAAACACAUGGUUAUCCACACUGGGGAGAAGCCGUACACAUGUAGUCAAUGUGGAAGGAGCUUCAGAUUAAAAGCAACCCUCAAACAGCAUGUGAAAAUUCAUACUGGAGAGAAGCCGUACUCAUGCGGUCAAUGUGGGAAGAGCUUCACACUAAAAACGACCCUUAAUGAACACACGAGGAUCCACUCUGGAGAGAGGCCAUACACAUGUGAGCAGUGUGGGAAGAGUUUCAGACAAAAAGGAUACCUUGAUGCACACCUAAAAACCCACUCUGGAGAGAAGCCCUACACAUGUAAUCAGUGUGGAAAAAGUUUCACACAAAAAGGAGCCCUUAAUGUACACAUGAAGAUCCACACUGGAGAGAAGCCGCAUGUAUGCAAUCAGUGUGGAAAGCGUUUCAGACUUAAGCAACCCCUUAAUGAACACAUGAGGAUCCACACUGGAGAGAAGCCGUACACAUGUAAUCAGUGUGGAAAGAGUUUCAGAAAAUUAAGUGGUUUUAAAAAACACCUGAUUACUCAUUCUAGAGAAAGACUAGAUAACUGUGACCAAAGCAGUAAAACACUUUUUAGGGGAGAUAUCCUGAAGGACCACCUUAAAGUUCACACAAAGCAGAAGCCUUACAUGUGUUAUUUAUGUGGAAAGAGUUUUAGUCAGAUGGUUGCAUUAAAGAUACACCAGAAAAGACACAGCGGUGUGAAGGAUCAUGCUUGCUCUGACUGUGGGAGGACUUUUUUUACAUAUGGUGCACUAAAAGUGCACAAGACCGUUCACACUACAGAAACACCUUACAAGUGUUUACACUGUGACAAGAGAUUCAAACGGUCAACAUAUCUGCAAAUACAUGAGAGGAUCCACACUGGAGAGAAGCCGUAUGCAUGUGAUCAAUGUGGGAAGAGCUUCAGACUAAAAGAAAUGCUUAAUCAACACAUGAAUAUCCACAAUGGAGACAAACCGCACACGUGUGAUCACUGUGGGAAGAAUUUCACACAGAAAGGAAACCUUAACAAACACAUGAAAACCCACACUGGAGAGAAGCUACACACGUGUGAUCAGUGUGGGAAGGGUUUCUUAGAAAAAGGAAACCUUAAAGAACACAUGAAUAUCCACACUGGAGAGAGGCCACACACGUGUGAUCAAUGUGGCAGCAGUUUCACACAUAAAGGUAACCUUAUCAAACACAUGAAAAGCCACACUGGGGAGAAGCCACACACGUGUGAUCAGUGUGGGAGGAGAUUUGCAGAAAAGGCAACCCUUAAUGAACACCUGAGGAUCCACACUGGCGAGAAGCCGUACACGUGUGAUCAGUGUGGAAGGAGUUUCACACAAAGAGGAACCCUUUAUGAACACGUAAAAACCCACAGUGGAGAGAAGCCGUUUACCUGUGAUCAGUGUGGGAAGAGUUUCAAACGAAAAGAAGGCCUUAAUGAUCACAUGAAGAUCCACAGUGGAGAGAAGCCAUACACAUGUGAUCAAUGUGAGAAGAGUUUCACACGGAGGGGAACCCUUUAUCAACACAAGAAAACCCACAGUGGAGUGAAGCCGUACACAUGUGAACAAUGUGGAAAGAGUUUCAAGAGUUCAAGCUUUUUCAAAGUACACCUGUGUACUCAUUCUAGUGAAACACUAUAUAACUCCAGUGCAGAUUUCCUGAAGGACCACCUAAAAGGAAAUACAAAGGAGAGGCCUUACAUAUGUAAUUCAUGUGGAAAGAGUUUUAGUCAGAAGAUUGCAUUAAAAAUACACCAGAAAAGACACAACGGUGUGAAGGAUCAUGCUUGCUCUGAGUGCGGGAGGGCUUUUUAUACAGAUGGUGACCUGAAACUGCACAAGACCGUUCACACUACAGAAACACCUUACAAGUGUUCGCACUGUGACAAGAGCUUCAAACGGUCAACAUAUCUGCAAAUACAUGAGAGGAUCCACACUGGAGAGAAGCCGUAUGCAUGUGAUCAUUGUGGGAAGAGCUUCAGACUAAAAGGAACCCUUAUCGAUCACGUGAAAAUCCACACUGGAGAGAAGCCGCACACGUGUGAUCAAUGUGGGAAGAGCUUUUCACAAAAAGGAAACCUUAACAAACACAUGAAAAUCCACACUGGAGAAAAGCCGUACUCAUGUGAUCAGUGUCAGAAAAGUUUCAGAAUAUCAAGUGCUUUUAAAGUUCAUCUGCGUACUCAUUCUAGAAAAAGACGAUGUGACUGUGACCAUUGUGGUAAACAUUUUUUUAGGGCAAGUGCCCUGAAGAAGCACCUGAAAAUUCAUACAGAGGAAAAGCCUCAUGCGUGUUCUUUGUGUGGAAAGAGUUUUAGUGAGUUUGCUGCUUUAAAAUAUCACCAGAAAAGACACAGCAGUGCGAAGGAUCAUGUUUGCUUUGAGUGUGGGAAGACUUUUUUUACAUAUGGUGCACUGAAAGUGCAUCAGUCAGUUCACACUCGAGAAACACCUUAUAAAUGUUCACACUGUGUCAAGAGAUUCAAACGGUCAACACAUCUACAAGUACAUGAGAGGAUCCACAUUGGAGAGAAGCCUUAUCACUGCCAUUCAUGUGGGAUGAGAUUCACUCAAUUAUCUUCUCUAAUCUGUCAUAAAUUACAUGUCUGCAUGUCGGAAAUUACAGUAAGUAGUUCAAGUUCUGAUCCUGUCCUUCCAGGUGUGAGGUAGGGCUGCAUCAAGGAAUUAUUUUGAUGAACGAUUAAUCAGAAAUUAUUAGAAUGAUUAAUCAACUGAUUGUUUAUUAUUUCAGAGAUUUAUCAGUAGCUUUUAUUUAUUAUUCGGCUUUUGGAGUUUGUUAAAAUGUUUAGUUAUACCCAUUCUAACUAAUAAAUAAAACAAGGCAAUCACUUCA